Messenger RNA from Carlito syrichta (Philippine tarsier), 2053 nucleotides. RefSeq names its product acyl-CoA dehydrogenase family member 8 (gene ACAD8). Gene Ontology annotation, molecular function: acyl-CoA dehydrogenase activity; flavin adenine dinucleotide binding. Lineage: Eukaryota; Metazoa; Chordata; Mammalia; Primates; Tarsiidae. The transcript has 11 exons. The coding region runs from base 98 to 1345 and encodes 415 amino acids. The record is from RefSeq and is a predicted model, not a curated record. Gene Ontology annotation, biological process: lipid metabolic process.
CAGUGGGGGAAGUGGCUGUCACGCCGUCGUUCUCUGCCAGUGCGAGGGCAGCGGAGGUCGAGGGUGCCCAGGCCUUGGCUGGGCAGGAGCGGCGGCGAUGCUGAGGACUGGCUGCCGGCGUCUCGGGGUGCGCCUCGUCUGCCUGCGUGGCGGUCUCCGGGCUCUCGACCAGACCGGUCCCCGGAGUUUGACCUCUUGCAUAGAUCCUUCCAUAGGACUUAAUGAGGAGCAGAAAGAAUUUCAGAAAGUGGCCUUUGAUUUUGCAGCUCGGGAGAUGGCUCCAAAUAUGGCAGAGUGGGACCAGAAGGAACUGUUCCCAGUGGAUGUGAUGCGGAAGGCAGCCCAGCUGGGCUUUGGGGGAAUUUACGUACGAACAGAUGUGGGUGGGUCUGGACUGUCACGGCUUGAUACCUCUGUCAUAUUUGAAGCCUUGGCUACAGGCUGUACAAGCACCACAGCCUACAUAAGCAUCCACAACAUGUGUGCCUGGAUGAUUGAUAGCUAUGGAAAUGAGGAACAGAGGCACAAAUUUUGCCCACCACUCUGUACCAUGGAGAAGUUUGCUUCCUACUGCCUCACUGAACCAGGAAGUGGGAGUGAUGCUGCAUCUCUUAUGACCUCGGCUAAACGACAAGGAGAUCAUUACCUCCUUAAUGGCUCCAAGGCCUUCAUCAGUGGUGGUGGUGAGUCAGACAUCUAUGUGGUCAUGUGCCGAACAGGAGGACCAGGCCCCAAAGGCAUCUCAUGUGUAGUUGUUGAGAAGGGAACCCCAGGCCUCAGUUUUGGCAAGAAGGAGAAAAAGGUGGGGUGGAAUUCCCAGCCAACCCGAGCCGUGAUCUUUGAAGACUGUGCUGUCCCCGUGGCCAACAGAAUUGGGAAGGAGGGGCAGGGCUUCCUCAUUGCCAUGAAAGGACUGAAUGGAGGGAGGAUCAACGUUGCUUCCUGCUCUCUAGGGGCUGCUCAUGCCUCAGUGAUCCUCACCCGAGACCACCUCAAUGUCCGGAAGCAGUUUGGAGAGCCUCUGGCCAGUAACCAGUACCUGCAAUUCAAACUGGCUGAUAUGGCAACAAGGCUGGUGGCCUCGCGACUGAUAAUCCGCAAUGCAGCGGUGGCUCUGCAGGAGGAGCGGGAAGAUGCAGUGGCCCUGUGCUCCAUGGCUAAGCUGUUUGCUACAGAUGAAUGCUUUGCCAUCUGCAACCAAGCUUUACAGAUGCAUGGAGGCUAUGGCUACCUGAAGGAUUAUGCUGUUCAGCAGUAUGUACGGGACUCCAGGGCUCACCAAAUUCUGGAAGGUAGCAAUGAGGUGAUGAGGAUGCUGAUCUCUCGAAGCCUGAUUCUGGAGUAGCACCUACAUGUGAUACUCUGGCAUGGUGUUAAUUGUGCAACUGCAGUCAGUGUGGAGUGGUGCCAUGUGGGUUGUUUUGUUCCAAAUGAAUCAUGGAUUGGACUGAAGGACUGAGCUCUUUCAGGGUGGGACAUGCACUCUGCAUGUUGGCAGCAGUGUCAGCUUUUGGACUGGAGCAGCAUCCUCAGUGAACUAGAAGAGCCGCUUGAUGAGAAAUGUCACAAAAAGACAUACUGCCUUGUUUUCCUAAUGCCAGAAAGGUGACCAGUGAAGAUGCAUCGUCAAACUAGAAUUUUUCCUUGGAUGCAUGUUGUCUUGAUUUGUCUGCAUUUUGCUGGUUUAUUGAAUCCCUCUUCUUCUAGGGUCCUGGGUACUUUUAUAGAGGUUUUUCCUGAUUAUAGAGCAAAGGUAUAGGGAGGGGAAAUGGAGAGAAAAUGCCCCCCUGGUCUGUUUUCAUUCUCUGUGCCUCGGUUAAAGAUACAGAAGGUUUCUCUAGAUAACACUCCUCUGAAUGUAAAUCAUGAGAAAAUGAAUAUUUAAGAAACUACUCCUAAGCUGUGAUUUAGGAUGUAUUUCUACUUCUAGAUUACCUGAAUAUCAAAGGCUGAGAUUAUUUGGAAUUUUGAGUUUUUGUUGUUUUUGUUUCUUAGAAGUCUAUGAUCUAGAAUGACUUUCAGGGCUUCUCUUUCUGAUAAGUACUUUGAGUAU